Rosa rugosa (rugosa rose) is the source of this 3759-nucleotide messenger RNA. Its product is annotated as subtilisin-like protease 4. The coding region runs from base 977 to 3235 and encodes 752 amino acids. Lineage: Eukaryota; Viridiplantae; Streptophyta; Magnoliopsida; Rosales; Rosaceae. The transcript has a single exon. The record is from RefSeq and is a predicted model, not a curated record. Gene Ontology annotation, biological process: proteolysis. Gene Ontology annotation, molecular function: serine-type endopeptidase activity.
GUGUCAAAAGUUUAUUUCGAAUGUAGGGAAGAUGAUAUACCAAAGGAGAAGAAGUGAAAAAGAACGGGUCAAACCUACGUCUCGGGUAAAAAAGAAAAUACGUAUCCCACACGUGAAAGUUAUUUACUCUUACUCUAUUAAGGUUGUAAUUUCAAAUCUACGUCUCGGGUCAAAACCGAAACAAAAAAUUAUCAGGAGUUUGUCAAUCAGUCAUUUUGGUGUCCCUGAAAGACAUUUAUGGUAAAACCUUUACACAGGAGAGACUAGGCAUAUAAUGCCCAACCCUACAGUAAUGUGUGUGUUCAGUUCAACAUUAGCUUAAGCCUGAUGCAGAGUAGUGUAUACAAACAACAGAUGAGAGAAGCGAAACCAGUAAGUUGUCAAGAGGCGCCUUUUCUAAUGUCUUAGAUUAUUGCUACUUGCUAGUUUGUGCCACAAAGAACCAAACAGAAAAGGACAUUAAAAUCUGAACAGAAUAAAAAUUACACAAAUGGCUCACUUGAGUGACACCCAUUUAUCAAUAAUGCAGGACUAGAUGCUUUGUUAUAGGUUCCUUCCAAAAGAAAACCUUACAGAUAUGCUAAGACCUUCCCAGUGCACAACAAAAAAUAGUGGACGAAUCCUUGAACGGGUCGGACAUGAAGUACUGGUGUAUGACUAAACAAGCUCACAUGUCGGACUGAUAUUAAGCCAAAAUAUAUUUACAAAAACCAACCUGCACUGUAUCCUUGCCGCUCUAAGAAUAAGUAGAAUCACUAAAUAAUAUUCUUCAAGGGUCAAGCCAUAUUCAGGCUACAACAGCAUAAAAAUUCUCAGUAAGGCUCACCAUAAAGCUCCAACAGAUAGCUUGCUACACUCAAAUGAAAAUGAUGGCCUAUUCUCCGCUUCUUCCCCUAUAUAUGAUGCUUUCCCAACAGAAACACAGGCAUCACAGCUCGUAUCCAUUUAUACUUCAUUCCAAGGGGUUUUGUUCACCAUGGCUGUGAUUCCAUUUCUUUUUCUUGUUUUCAUGCUUAGCUUCUCUCAUGGGAUUGCUCAGGAAACCGAGCUUUCUCCUGUCCCUACGAAAACGAGCAAUUUACAGACAUACAUUGUCCAUGUAAUGCAACCAGAGGGUAAAGUUUUUGCCCAAACAGAAGACCUGGCGAGCUGGCACAAAUCUUUUCUGCCAUCUAAGACAGCAAGCUCUGAUGAGCAAACACGCCUCCUUUACUCCUACAAAACUGUGAUCAGUGGUUUUUCAGCAAGGCUAACUCAAGAGGAAGUGAAAGCGAUGGAACAGAUGGAUGGUUUUGUGGCGGCACAUCCUGAACGAGUGUUUCGUCGGAAAACCACACACACUCCCAGCUUCUUGGGGCUGAACCAACAAGCGGGAAUUUGGAAAGACUCAAACUUUGGGAAGGGAGUGAUCAUUGGAGUACUGGAUGGUGGAGUAUUCCCCAGCCACCCUUCAUUUAGUGGUGCAGGAAUUCCACCUCCACCUGCUAAAUGGAAAGGGAGGUGUGACUUCAAUGUGUCAGAAUGCAAUAAUAAAUUAAUUGGAGCACAGUCGUUCAAUCUUGCAGCCAUGGCAUUGAAGGGAGCGAAAGCUGAACCGCCAACUGAUGAAGACGGACAUGGAACACACACAGCAAGCACAGCUGGUGGAGCGUUUGUGCAAAACGCUGAAGCGCUAGGAAAUGCCAAAGGCACAGCAGUUGGGAUGGCACCUUAUGCUCACCUGGCAAUAUACAAAGUCUGUUUUGGAGAACCCUGUCCAGAAAGUGAUAUCCUAGCUGCCCUUGAAGCUGCUGUUCACGAUGGUGUUGAUGUGAUCUCAAUCUCCCUUGGAGAAGAUCCAGUUCCAUUUUUCCAGGACAGUACUGCAAUUGGUUCAUUUGCAGCAAUGCAAAAGGGAAUAUUUGUUAGUUGUUCAGCUGGAAAUUCUGGUCCAUUUAACGGCACAUUAUCUAAUGAAGCCCCUUGGAUUCUCACAGUUGGAGCAAGCACCCUUGAUAGACGCAUUGUAGCCUCAGCCAAGCUUGGAAAUGGAUUAGUAUUUGAUGGUGAAUCUCUCUUUCAGCCAAAAGAUUUCCCUUCAACAUUAUUGCCUCUUGUUUAUGCUGGAGUAAAUGGCAAAGCAGAGUCUGCAUUUUGCGCUGAAGGAUCCUUAAGAAACAUCAGUGUGAAAGGUAAGGUGGUUGUGUGUGAGAGAGGUGGGGGAAUAGGAAGAAUUGACAAGGGAGUGGAAGUGAAAAAUGCAGGGGGUGCGGCCAUGAUUCUACUGAAUGCGGAAACUGAUGGAUUCAGUACCUCAGCUGAUGCUCAUGUUCUUCCUGCAGCACAUGUGACCCAUGCAGCUGGACUGAAGAUCAAAGCAUACAUAAAUUCGACAGCAACACCAACAGCAACAAUCUUAUUCAAAGGAACUGUCAUCGGAGACUCAACAUCUCCAGCUGUUGCUUCCUUCUCUUCAAGAGGCCCCAGCCAGGCAAGUCCAGGAAUUCUGAAACCAGACAUAAUUGGACCAGGUGUAAACAUCCUUGCUGCAUGGCCAUUCCCUCUUGACAACAACACAAAAUCAACAUCCACUUUUAAUAUAAUUUCCGGAACAUCAAUGUCAUGUCCGCAUCUCAGUGGAAUUGCAGCUUUGCUCAAGAGCUCUCACCCAUACUGGUCACCAGCUGCCAUUAAAUCUGCUAUAAUGACUUCUGCUGAUCUUCUAAACUUGCAAGGCAAACAGAUUUUUGAUGAAACACUUCAGACUGCAGAUAUCUUAGCCACCGGUGCGGGCCAUGUCAAUCCAUCAAAGGCGACCGACCCAGGACUGAUAUAUGAUAUUCAACCUGAUGAUUAUAUUCCAUAUCUUUGUGGCUUGGGCUACAAUGAUACUGGAGUCAGUAUCCUCGCGCACAGACCAAUAAAGUGCUCAAAGGUAUCAAGCAUCCCUGAAGGAGAGCUGAACUACCCUUCAUUUUCUGUCAAGAUGGGACCAUCUCAGACAUUCACAAGAACUGUGACAAAUGUUGGUGCCCCAUAUUCCACUUAUUCGGUCAAGGUAUAUGCACCACUCGGAACCUAUGUGACUAUCAAACCCAGCACGCUUUACUUUACAGAGGUGAACCAGAAGGCGUCAUAUUCAGUGACAUUCAGUCGUACUUCAGGAGGUAAAGCUGGUGCAUUCACACAGGGAUUUAUAACAUGGGCUUCUACUAAACACGUUGUCCGGAGUCCAGUUUCUGUUUUAUUUCAGUGAGAUGCAUGUUGUAUAUUGGGCUUGCAGUGAUUUGCAGUGUCAUCAGACUUCAUGGUGCUAUGUGUGAUUACUUUUGUAUACCUACUCAUUUCUUUACGUUUUCUAUAAUAUAUGGUUAAUUUCUUAAUGGAGACAACUCAGACUCUAUGCAAAGAAUAUUAACCAAGAAACUAAAAACAAGGUACCAGACAGAUGAAGGAUGACUAAAAGAGAUUAAAAAAAAAAAAAAAAAAAAACAAAGAUGAAUAUGAAAUAUGAUAAAAACAGGUUCCAGUAAGAAGAGACAUAACACAUAUAUCUCCCAAGACUAAAAGGCAAAGGGUAAUUCAAUAACACAACCCACUUUCUCACGUCUGACCUAAACUUUAUGUCUAAACUUUUCAGUAACAAAUAUUACUGAUAGAAAUCUAAUCACUUAAACUUAUCCCUUCCCCUUUUUUGCACACAGUUAGUAAAUAAUAAAGAACCGUGGAGAAAUUAAUCCUUAUGUGACAAUGACAAAUGUUCUAAAUGUUGUCAAAGCU